CCCCACCUCCCGUUCUCGCCCCUUGGCGGGGCCCCUCCCGCACCACAGAGACGUGGGACGGCCGCGCGUACUAGAGAAGCGGCCCUCGCCGGCCCGCCAAAGCCCCGCCCUGCCCGCGUGCUCGCUCCACCCCGCCCUGCGCGCCCGGAGCCCGAGGCGCCUCUUCCUCUCGCGCUCGGAGCGCCGGCCCUCCGCUCCGGGGCGGGGCGGGAAGCGGAGGUGGGCGGAGCCUCCGGGGCCUCGCGAGGGCUGGUGGGCGGUGCCCGGCGGGCGCUUCCGGUUUCCGGCCGCGGGAUGAGGGGCGGGGCCGGGGCUGCUGUGGGAGAGUUCGGUUGCUGCGGCGGGGCCUGCACGCUGACUGUGGGAAACUCGGAAACAAGCUCACAUCUCCCUGUGGGAAACCUUCUAGCAACAGGAUGAGUCUGCAGUGGACUGCAGUUGCCACCUUCCUCUAUGCGGAGGUCUUUGUUGUGUUGCUUCUCUGCAUUCCCUUCAUUUCUCCUAAAAGAUGGCAGAAGAUUUUCAAGUCCCGGCUGGUGGAGUUGGUAGUGUCCUAUGGCAACACCUUCUUUGUGGUUCUCAUUGUCAUCCUUGUGCUGUUGGUCUUCGAUGCCGUGCGCGAAAUUCGGAAGUAUGAUGAUGUGACCGAAAGGGUGAACCUCCAGAACAAUCCUGGGGCCAUGGAACACUUCCACAUGAAGCUUUUCCGUGCCCAGAGGAAUCUCUACAUUGCUGGCUUUUCCUUGCUGCUGUCCUUCCUGCUUAGACGCCUGGUGACUCUCAUCUCGCAGCAGGCCACACUGCUGGCCUCCAACGAAGCCUUUAAAAAGCAGGCGGAGAGUGCUAGUGAGGCGGCCAAGAAGUACAUGGAGGAGAAUGACCAGCUCAAGAAGGGAGCUGCUAUUGAUGGAGGCAAGUUGGAUGUCGGGAAUGCUGAGGUGAAGUUGGAGGAAGAGAACAGGAGCCUGAAGGCUGACCUGCAGAAGCUAAAGGACGAGCUGGCCAGCACUAAGCAAAAACUAGAGAAAGCUGAAAACCAGGUUCUGGCCAUGCGGAAGCAGUCUGAGGGCCUCACCAAGGAGUACGACCGCUUGCUGGAGGAGCAUGCAAAGCUGCAGGCUGCAGUAGAUGGUCCCACGGACAAGAAGGAAGAGUAAGGGCCUCCUUCCUCCCCUGCCUGCAGCUGGCUUCCACCUGGCACGUGCCUGCUGCUUCCUGAGAGCCUGGCCUCUCCCUCCAGUACUUCUGUUUGUGCCCUUCUGCUUCCCCCAUUCCCUUCCACAGCUCAUAGCUCGUCGUCUCAGCCCUUGCCCACACUCUCCAAGCACAUUACAGGGGACCUGAUUGCUACACGUUCAGAAUGCGUUUGCUGUCAUCCUGCUUGGCCUGGCCAGGCCUGGCGCAGCCCUGGCUUCCAUGCCUGAGCGUGGAGGGCACGAGUUAGUUGUAGUCCGGCUUGCAGUGGGGCUGACUUCCUGUUGGUUUGAGCCCCUUUUUGUUUUGCCCUCUGGGUGUUUUCUUUGGUCCCGCAGGAGGGUGGGUGGAGCAGGUGGACUGGAGUUUCUCUUGAGGGCAAUAAAAGUUGUCAUGGUGUGUA
Nomascus leucogenys (northern white-cheeked gibbon) is the source of this 1597-nucleotide messenger RNA. It is a transcript of the gene BCAP31, whose product is annotated as B cell receptor associated protein 31. NCBI's taxonomy places the organism in Eukaryota, Metazoa, Chordata, Mammalia, Primates, Hylobatidae. The record is from RefSeq and is a predicted model, not a curated record. Gene Ontology annotation, biological process: endoplasmic reticulum to Golgi vesicle-mediated transport; intracellular protein transport. Gene Ontology annotation, cellular component: endoplasmic reticulum; endoplasmic reticulum membrane.